AUGCAGGCGGAAACAAAAUCCGUAAUAGUUUAUUUUAUGCUUUCCGUCGUAAUUGCCAAGGACCCAGAAUUACCACUAUGUCCAACAAAUAUUCAAUAUUUCCCCCAAAACCUUCCAAUGCACUGCCGCAUGCCGACGCCUACUGAUAUGCAAAAUAUUCCAAAUUUACAAAUGCCAUUCCAAAGUCCAACAUUACCUCCGUUCCCACCACCAUUUUAUCAAAGUCCGCCGCCGGGUAAACAGCCCGAACCUAUGCCCCUCCCUGUGCCUCCUGGUAUGCCUGGUAUACCUGCUAUGCCUGGACCAAUGCCUAUACCGAUGCCUAUGCCUCUUCCAGGUCCACCUGGACCAGCUCAUAAGCUCCCUGUUAUUGUUAUGCCUUUCUAUUCUCCAGACAACUCUUUCAAAAAGCCACAGCAAGGUCGACCUGAUCCAAGACCAAGACCACGGAUACGUAUACGUAAAAGAAGACCACGUUAUUAUUCUGAUACAGAUGAUAGCUCAGAUACCGACACCGAUACAUCUUCCAACGAGCUAACGGAUUCUACUUCAGAAUACGACGGCUUCUGGAGAGGCAAGCGCAGUGGCAGAAGAUCAAAUCGACAUCAUAGAGAGAAAAGAAGAAGGCACCAGAGACAGGAAUUACUUACGCCAGUCUUGCAAUACGUUACGAAAGAUGGUUACGUUAUUUUUGAGAAAAAGAUUACUAAAGGUGAAGCUAAGGAUUGGUUAAAAGUUAAAACAGAUAAUUUUGAAUCUACGACGCAUGCUAAGCAAGUAAUUGAAGAAUUUGAAGAUGUAGAAGAAGCAAUUCAGGCUGAUAAGGAAGAUGAAAAAGUGGAAAUUAAAACAGAACGCAAUACGCAGAAGCAUCAUAGAAGGAAAUCGAAACAUAAAUUGCCCAAAAAUGGUGUAGCGGAAUGA
This is a messenger RNA of Zerene cesonia (dogface butterfly), 924 nucleotides long. Its product is annotated as WW domain-binding protein 11-like. The transcript has a single exon. The coding region runs from base 1 to 924 and encodes 307 amino acids. Lineage: Eukaryota; Metazoa; Arthropoda; Insecta; Lepidoptera; Pieridae. The record is from RefSeq and is a predicted model, not a curated record.